AGUACAUAAUAUUUCCUCUUCUUCAGGACACAGAAACUACUCGACCACCAAUCAUCAUGCAUCAGGUAACUUUGUCGGAAGCAGGGCAUCCCCGGGGAGAUAUACUUGUCAGGGUCCACAACAGAAAGAAGAGAACUGCCUCCAGGCUCAGUAUACCUGACGAAAGGUUUGAAUACACCAACCCAGAUUUCGUGGAUGGGAAGAAGCUGUUUGAGAAGGACAUAAUGUUGACGCCCGAACAGUGGCAAGCAUUGAGGGAGAGGAAAGCCAUUCGCAACUUAAUGUACCGUUGGCCAGAUGGUCCCGACGGAUAUCCAUUGGUUCCAUACACCACAGUUUAUCCAGUUAAUGUGACGGCAAUAUUUGGGUCUGCAACACUGGAUGGACAACCCCUGCAUCAAGUUUACUCGAGUUCCAAAACCCAGCACCCUUACCUCAAUUAUUAUUAUGGUUCUGGUAUGGGCACAGUAGCUCAUGAGACCGGCCAUGCCAUGGGCUUCUUCCAUGAACAAUCACGUCCCGACCGAGAUAACUAUGUUAAUAUUGUCUAUCAGAACAUCAUUCUUGGCAUGGAGAAUAACUUCAUCGAGUACUCCACGACUGUCAUUAACAACUACGGUGUUCCAUACGACUACACCUCCGUGAUGCACUACGGCUCCCAGAAACUUAGGGACAUUCGAAAGUCGAAUUGCAAGUGGCUAGCGAAAUGUGGUCUCCCUGUUGACCCGUGUCAGAACCAAGGCUACACCGGUGUCAACUGUACAUGUGUGUGUCCUCCUGGUACCUCCGGCGACAUAUGUCAGACUGUUACCAGUACUUACUACAGUAAGGACACCAUUCAAACAUUAUUUUCCCCGCACCAAUUUUAUGUACCUUUAUUGUUUUAAAUACAAGACUGUUACUACUAUUGGUAAAUCUUAUGAAGUGUUCACUUAUCUUUAGCACUGUUCGGCUGUAACUUUUUAAUACAUUUAGCAA
Molecule: messenger RNA, 978 nt
Organism: Cherax quadricarinatus
Lineage: Eukaryota; Metazoa; Arthropoda; Malacostraca; Decapoda; Parastacidae
Source: RefSeq, a predicted model, not a curated record